Molecule: messenger RNA, 1253 nt
Organism: Aspergillus eucalypticola CBS 122712
Lineage: Eukaryota; Fungi; Ascomycota; Eurotiomycetes; Eurotiales; Aspergillaceae
Exons: 3
Coding region: 1-942 (313 amino acids)
Molecular function (GO): dipeptidyl-peptidase activity
Source: RefSeq, a predicted model, not a curated record
AUGGAGUUCACAGGUUAUGCCAGGCUACGGCUGUGGGUGGAAGCCCAAGGCUCUAACGACAUGGAUAUAUUCGCGACUUUGGCAAAAUAUGAUCCCAAGACCGGCCAAAAAUUGGAGAGUCUGUUGGUUGAUGUUGGGAGGCUGAUGGAAGACGCUGGAAGAGAGCGCAAUGAAAUCCGUCGCAGGCACCUCGCUGACCCCAAGUAUUGUGAGCCCUACUUUGACUCUGGUCCCAUGGGCUGCCUGCGAGCCAGUCGCCGUGAACUGGACGAAAAACUGAGCACUCUCUUUCAUCCGGUCUAUACACACCAGACAGAGCAGUUGCUCCAGCCCAAGGAGGUCUUGCCUUUAGAUAUCGCCUUUUGGCCCUACGGGAUGAUCUGCAACCAGGGAGAAGAACUGCGGUUAACAAUCUCAGGGGUGAAUCUCAAGGAGCAUCUCCGUCCCAAUGAUUGCCGGCCGCGGUUGCGUAAUCGAGGAACUCACAUCAUCCACACUGGCAGUACCCCGGUCCAAGAACUCAUGGGUCUGCCGCCACCAAACGGGGAGCGCAAGAAGGGUGGGAAAUGCGGCGCCCAUCUUACUACUGGGUUAUUGUGCUCCUGCAUCGUGGUAGGGCAAACUGCGAAAUUAUUCGGAGACCAACUCGUUCAUAGCGAGGGACUGUCUCUGCCUGCUACGACACUAGUCGGUUUGGCCAAGUCUAGCCCCCGCACAUUUAAGCCUUUCCGGCGCUUCGCUUGUGUAUGCAAUGCUUCGAACGAUGGCGGUCAAUCGCUGUCCGCGCUCUUGGGUUAUGUAGAUCUUUCAGAGGUCCCGCUGCGAGCGCCUCGACCUGGAUCCAAAUUUCUGUCCGCAUCUCGAUUUACAUUACGAUCAUGUAAGACUAUCAACAAAUCAAAGACCGGUCAGUUAUCAAGGAGGUUUUGUUCGCCAUUGUAGUCGACAUGUGUUCGUCGUGCAUUCUCUACAAGUUUGGUUUUGAAGCGGGUAGGAAGGAGGCCAGGACAUCAAAGCAAUUAGUAAGGCAAUCUUAACAGAACAUGACAAAGUAUGCGGCGAGUCACAGCAAAGUCAGGCAUGAGUAAUUCUCUUCAGGCUACUACAUCACUAUUCAGAAAUAAAGCCAAAGGACUUACGAGUCUGAUAGAAUUAUAACAGGAUCAAGAGACUGUCUCUUAUUUAUAUACCUUAAUCUAGGGAAUUUAUUAUUUAUAAUAAGUAAGCCAGCUCAGUGACCUGCGUAACAAAAU